Messenger RNA from Annulohypoxylon maeteangense, 2979 nucleotides. RefSeq lists its product as uncharacterized. NCBI's taxonomy places the organism in Eukaryota, Fungi, Ascomycota, Sordariomycetes, Xylariales, Hypoxylaceae. The coding region runs from base 294 to 2729 and encodes 811 amino acids. The record is from RefSeq and is a predicted model, not a curated record. The transcript has a single exon.
GUUGUUAUGAUCUUGUUGUGGCAUUGUUAUCGUCAACUAAACUCAACAAGGCAAAAGGUGGGCUGUAUAUGAACAAUCGUCGUGCACGAAAAAAGGACAAUGUUUUCGGCAUCUUAUAUAUCGUACUGAUUUCCUGGGCGCCUCGUGUCUCAAAUAUUCAUCGCCAAGAGACCCAUCGGUUUGGCUACUCCUGAACAACUUGUCCGGUAGCAUAGCAGUGCUAGUUACCUCACCCCGAGUCGUCUUAACGCUAGACCUUUCGUUGUUCAGUGACGGACCGUAUAUCGCCAACGAUGGCAGAGUACACCGGCCUGGAGCCAACAGACAAUUUUGCCGAUGAUGGGAAUAUCUUUGAGAAUGUCAACUUCAACGAAGCGGAAUUCGACGAUGAAUACUUCUCUACUUUCUUUGCCUCUGAACCACAAGGUUCUAACCCAGAUCUUGUACAGCAGGAAGAUAUCCAGAAAGCGCCUCGCCAGUCUUCCCCGAAGUGUAUAGAUCCGAAGAUGCUGAGUAACGAUUAUGAUGCUACUGAAGAUGUUGCGUCUCAGCAACAACCACCAGCGAAUCAUGAUACGAAUUACCUUCUAGCCGACCCUAUGGCCGAUUAUACGGCCAGCCCCGUGGUCAACACUGUGGUCAACCCUAUGGCCGACCCUACUUUUGCGAAUGGUAAUGUUUUCUACCCUGUCCCCUACCCCUAUGGGCCAAACUCCGCUCCUCCAAUGAAUUUGCCACAAAAUGCUUUUCCGUAUCAGUUUAUGCCUCCAACUAACCCCGGAUACUUAGGCCACGGAGCUGGAUACCCAGCUAAUAUGUACCCGGUAUACGUUAUGCCAUAUCCACCACCUACGUCGACGUACCCAGCAGCCGCACCAGAGGCUCUACCCCCGAAUGCACAGCCGAUAAUGCAAUUUGUACCCGGGAAUGAUCCACGACAUCAAGACAUGCCCCCAGCGCCCUCGUUCGACUCAUCUUCUGUGGAUCUAAGACUCGUUAAAGGCCGGCGGAGUAGAAUUCCUUCUCCUAUCAUCGUCUACGGCGAUCCGCCUCUGAAACGACCUCUUAAAGGACCCAAUGGGGAGGCUCUCAAGAACGACAGAAUCCCCCGAGUCACCCGGAAGAAUCAGCCGCGACCCAACCCCCGAGACUGGUAUGGGCCUCCGCUAACCCCACCCGAAAGCUGGGGACCGAAAGACAAGACCGGCCGUCCUCUAUUUAGGUACACGGACUAUGGUGAACUCGAGCGGGGUAGGACUUACACUCAGAAGGAGAUGCGCUGGUAUCUCUACGGUCCUAAAGUCCACGAAAAGUUUAAGCUCCCUAAGCCUCUACCGAACACACCAAGGGUUGAGAACAAAAGUCGCCAGGGCCUGACGAUCUGGAUCGGUUGGGUACCGCCGCAAUCCAACGAUCGAUACCCUCACCCGUCCCAAUCUCAGAGAUGUCGGUUCGCGGACUGCCCUGAUCCUCACCAAACGAUUAGGACGGGAUUUCCGCGUGUCAUCUUUGACGAGCGGACGAACUUGGAUGGGGAUGCUAUCGACCCUUUCUUCAAUGCCGGAUACGCGCAUUUGUUUUGCUUCGAAAAGCACUUCGAUCUCAUCCAGGCUUUCCAUCAUCUCGACAUCCGUCCCGACUAUCGAGACUUCAAGCGCGAGAAUAAUCUAGGGAAAUUAUCACGACAGUUCCCCGAGAUCCACAAUGAACUCGACAUCUGGUGGCGAGAGCAACACCCUAAAUUUGUAGAGCAUGGUAAAAAUAGGGAUCGUUCUUAUGAGCAAUCCCUGAGUUACCGUCUCGUCUGCCAUACACUAAGACAUAGUACCGAUGGCCGUGUCAAGAUGCGGGAAGUCAGAGCCGGCGCUGACAUGUCAAAGCAUAAGGGAGAUCUCAACGAGCUGCUUUUUCUCAAGGAUUGCAUGUUAGAGGGCUUAGUCGAUGAGAACGGGGAUGCGGUUCCCGGCGCCCGUGAAAUGAUGGAACAGAUAAGGGCACAGGGUAAGAGAAAGAAGAAAGGAGGAUUCAAAAGAGCCGGGAACUCAAAAGUUUCUGCCCCGGGGGGCCAAGACCCAAGCCAAACCCCGCAAAGCGCACAGUCUGAUCCUUAUACAUCUGGCUUCACCCCUACAACUGAUUACAUCCCGAUGCCUCAAUCUCCUGAAGAGUCCCCAGCCGCUCGCGACGUUAUGUCCACGACAGCGACGAAUGUCAAUCAGACGAUAGUAGCAGCCUCGAUGUACCAACCAGGUCCAGACCCUCUAGACCUACCGCGAAAGCGGAGCAGGGACGUAGUGGCGUCUGAAGACCAACAAAGUGGUUAUUCUAACGACAAAGAACAGGCUCAAGAGCCCCCGAGCAAGAAGCGGAGACUAUCUCGCCCGGCAAGCCCAGAACCAAGUCCCCCAACUGAUCAAGUGCCACUGCCUCAUGACGCUAACCAGCAGCCGCAGACAGACAAUAUUGAUUGGUCACCAGCGGGAAUGGAAGAAUUCGACGGCUUACCAAGUCUCUUUUCAUCUCCAGGUGCAAACAUGGACUUUCACGACGAAGUUGAUUUAGACGACGUCGCCGCUUUCAGCUUGAUCGAUGCCGAGAUGCCCAGCGGUAAGUAUCCUACUGGUGACAACAUUGACAAAGUCGCAGAAACCGGGAUUGACGGUACAUUCGACCUAGAGCUCGGGGAAGGCGAGGACCUUUUCGGUGAACUUGAUGACGCUGAUGUUUAGAAUGGGGACGCCGAAUAACACGCCCCUUGACGAGGCACCUCCGGGAUUGGUUGCCCCGGGGGCAAACAUCGGAGAGGAGCUCCAGGGCAAUGAAGUUUUGGACCACCCGUGAGACUGAACUCUCACUAUUAGGCAUCAGCUGAAUGAGGUAAGGCUUAAGAGGUGAGUUAUGAGUGACGAGAAAGCGAGUUAUACCAUAUACCCAACGAAGUUUAAGAGCAAAGGAGUACGGCAAAUCUGUUUACUAGGU